Porites lobata is the source of this 5058-nucleotide messenger RNA. Lineage: Eukaryota; Metazoa; Cnidaria; Anthozoa; Scleractinia; Poritidae. The record is from the annotation of a GenBank genome assembly.
AUGGACCAAAAUACUACCCAAAUGUCAUAUGAAUAUGAAAUUCAGUUUUUUGGAUUCACUCCAGAUUCAUUCGUAAAUGGAGGUGAGACUGAGUUCUAACGUCAUCUUGUUUAGAAAGCUAAUCAACUUAACUCAGCUGAGAUAGUUUUCGUGUCCACAGAACUUUUCCUUUUUGUGUGUUGCUUCCUUAGUUUAUAAUGCUGUUAAUGACUAUGUGGUUGACUGCUUUCAAGAACUCGAAAAUCUUGUCAAAAGCGAGGUAGGUCUUAACAUUGAGUUUGAAUCUGUAGUCUGUAUGGUCUGACACUUUACAGCACCUACUUUUGAACUUCGUCAUAAAUAGAUAGUGGAUAGUGGGCAAGGGCCUGUUUGGAGUGGGGUAGGGACAAGAAAAGUUAAAAAAGUUCAAAUUUCAAGUAAUCCGUAUCGCGGGCUAAGAUGUUUUCCGUAUAACAAGAGUUUAGCUUGUUGAAGUGCAAGCAAGAAUCUGACAUAUGGGAUACCCCAACGCCCGCCCACCACCAAGGGUCAACAAAACCUGAAUCGUAGCCUUGUAGUAGGCGCUGGUAAUUAUCCCAUCACAGGCUGCGCGAGGGAACAUGAGUUCUCGAGAUUUCUUCCCUCGCCCUGAAAAAAGCUGGCACUUACUAUGGAUGCUACCUGGAUUGGACCAACCUACCUCUGUGAUUCACUAAACAACAAAAUUUAGGGAUAGGAUUACAGGGGUUGAACCGACCCAGUCUGAUCCAGGUAGUGUCCUCCUCCUUCAUCCCCCAACCCGCCCCCGCCUCAUUACAGCUGUUCACCCCAGUCCAGUUGCAUACCAACCGUGAGCGUCUGAUUUAUGUGAUUAUUAAAGUUGAAAACCAUUACUUUCUUCACAGCCAUCACUGUCUGGAAAUGUUAAUCAAGAACAACUUCACGAGGUAUGAUUCACUACAAAAUAUUAAAGAUAGCAGCUGCUUCGGCAAAGACCAACAACAUUUUUGGUCUAAUGAUGGAGCCAGUAUUUUUUUGAAGGUUUUCAGCCCUAAAAAUUCCUGGGUUGCCAUAGCCAAAAAUAAGCCCCAGGGCUUAUAUUUUUCAAAGGCCCUUUUUGAGGGGCUUACUUUUGGGGGGGCUUAUAUUCAGAGGGGCUUAUCUACGGAGGGAAAUUUGCGUUUCAAAAUUGAUCGGGCAAGCCUUAUAGUUGGAAGGAAAUUUACCAUUUUUGCUUUGUUUUACUUCGUAUUUGAGGGCAACUUCCAUGUAAAAGCCCCCGGGAGGGCUUAUAUUUGGAGGGGCAAUUUAACGGAGGGUUUUUUGCGUUUUUGGGGGGCUUAUAUUUGGAGGGGCUUAUUUUCGGAAUUUUACGGCAUUUCCCGUCGUCGCUUCUCUCCACCCUUUUUGUGUGGUGAGAAGCUACAACUGGAAAUACGUCUGCGUUCGCAGGCUAGGGGUGCCACCUAGGUGUUCGCAAAGGCUUCCCAUCAGAUUGCUAUUGUAUCAUUGCCCAUACAGAUCUGAAUAUUGUUAAAAAAGAUAAUAUUGAUAACAAUGAAAUUACUGCAAUUCUGUAUUUUCAUCUAGGAAAGUGAUAAAAUGGCUAAUAAUUUCUACAAGAGCAUAGACGAGGCUUUUGACAGAUUUGAGGUAGGAAACAAAGGAAUGGUUUAUCAAAACGUUGCUAACAGUGUUUGAAUACCUGUACAUGUAACUAUAGAGUGUUUUCACUCACGUGGCCAGCAUCUAUGCAAAUGUUUUGGAACAAAAGAAAUCAUUUGCAUAAGAAAAGAGUUCAUCUCCCACGGGGCUGGUUUGGGACACCAACAUGGCCGCCGUUUCAUUGUUUUGGGACACCAAUAUGGCCGACAUGACGUCAUGUGAAAACACUCUAUAGUGUUGUUUAAAUAUAAUGUUAUUAUUUAUUAUAAUUUGUUGAUUUGUUUUUCACAGAUCUAUGUAAAGAAAAACAUCUUAAAAAUUCCUCCUCAUGUUCUCUUACCUGAAGAUAAGGUAAAAAAAAUGGCUAUUUCCCAUCAGGUUAAUUACCAUCUGAAGGCCCAAUGUGAUUUUGUCAUUUAUACUACUGCAUGAGAAAUUACUGCAAUUUGAUUGGCUUAGAGCAGUCGUAUUUCAGCUUAAUUUGAAAUACCUACAUAUGAAAAUUACAAACCUUUUGUGGGUGGUAUAAACAAAUAAUAGCAUGAUUUGUACGUGAUAUUUGGCAUAAAUACCACUUGUGAUAUUUCAAAAUUGACUCAAAUUUCACUCGCCUAACGGCUCGUGAAAUUAUGUAUAACAAUUUCCAAAUAUCACUCGUGGUAUUUAUGCCAAAUAUCACCACAAAUCAUGCUAUUACCUAUACUAAUUUUCUCACUUAAUUUUAUAUUGCAAGUCUGUGCAUGAAAUCCUAUGGUGCUACCAUUAGAGUGAAACCUUGAUUCAGUAGUACUUUUACAUGGUACUAUCCUAGUAUGUUCUAAAUGUAGAGUGUGAAGAUAAUAUCCAAUGGUGUGACUGUUUUGGUUCAAAGGAAAGCACUUGUAAAGACUGUUUUGUAUUUAACAACUAAUACCUGAUUUUACAUAUGGACAUACAUUCCUUAUUUUGUUGAUUAUUAGAUUAUUUUAAUUAUUGUAGUUAGGUCUCCCCAAUUAUUGUACAAUGUAGGCUAGCGACCUCGACACCAUAAUAAAGUUCUUACUCACUCUGGUCAGGUGCACCAUGAUAAACUAUAUACAGUGGAAGAUGAGAAAAAGGUUGACAAGGAGAUUGAAGAACUGGAAAGAAAAAUCAAGGCAGUAAGUACAGGUGUCACUGAAAGUAUUAGAGUUUCCUUGUUCUUAGCCUGAGAAAACAGCUCACAUUUUAAAAUACCACCACUGUUUUCCCUGGAAAACAUCUGAGGAAGGAGCACAGAAAUUCCACUCUGAUGACAUGUCACUACUUAGAUCUGGGAAGUGCAUGGUCAAUGCGAGAACUUUGCUUCAACUAAUUUGGUUGAAGCAAAGUUCCCACAUUGCACCACCAAUCAGAAGCACUACCCAGAUCUGGGUAGUGAAACAUCUUUAUUUUGGAAUUUCUGUACACCGAGGAAACCAGUGGCGUCUGCAAAGGUCAGCUGUUUUCUCAGGCUUCAUUAACUUUCUGCAUUUUUUUUGUGGUCGGGGGAGGGAGGGGGGGGAUAAGAGGAGCACUUGAGUUCAGUUUAGUGUAGCAGUUGCCACCAAGGGAAGUAGCUACCUGUACACCAGAACAUGCAUCUGAAAAAUGUGUUGAACAUUAAUAAAAAGCAAAAUCAAAAAUAGGAAAACAUGGCAAAUGAACAGAAUUAAAAAUGGCACAACUGCUUUUGCGUAACUCAAACUGCAUUGUUUUUUCCCUUAUUUUGUCACACAUGGAAGCCAUAACUGGUACCUGAAAAACAUAGUCCUGAGACCAAAGGAGAUUAUCACCUCACCAGAUUUAAAAAAAUGGAAAUUGUGCAAUCAAGUCACCCACAUGAAAACGAUUAGGGGAACAGGGUAGGACUGAUUUGGAAAACUGUGCAUACCUCCAGAAAAUUUUUUAGCCCAACCGUUGCCACUUUGGCAUUAAGCCAACAACAACAAAAAAAGUGUUUAUUUUUGAGCCAAAUUACUUUGGUUUUCAACAGGUGGUUAAAACGUGGUGUUCCACUGCAUUUUACAAGUUAGAAAGUAGCAACCUUCCCAAUUUGAGUGCUGUGCACGAAUAGAAAUAAAAAUUGAUAUUUGUUUGCCGGUUAACUGAUCACCACUUCUAAUUUAUAAUAACAGGCCAAGUACGUAAAUACAGCACUGAAACAGGAAGUAAAAGAUUUGGAUGAUGCACAAGAACAGGUGAACAAUGUUGGAUGUUAGGUAUGAGCUCUGGGCCCAGUUCCUGGAAAGGUAGUUAACUUUAACCCAGGAUUAAGCCAGGUUAUCUUGUCUAAGGACAUAUAACUCGAGCUUAUAAAAUACUGAUAUUGAACCUUUACUCCAAGAUACAGUCAUGAUACACAAAAUGUUACUCUAAGCAAUACAUAGGAAGGUAAAACACAAAAUCGGAACAAAAUUUUAAUCCUAAAUUAGCACUAAUCGGCCUCUCAGGAACCGCGCCCCGUUUGUGAAGAGUACUGUUUUUUGAAUUUUUUUGUUAAUGGACGUUUUUCGAAAACAUUUUAGCUUGACAACUUUGGAAAACAGAUGGAUGUGAUACAAAAGGCCUCAGAAGGUACUUGAAGUUCUUGAACAGUUCUUGAUCAAUAUUGUUGCCAUUAUUUGGUUUUCUCACAUAGUCUCCAGAUUUUGGUUGACUUUGUCAGAUUUACCCGUUGAAUUUUAUUUUUGUCAGGUCUCAAGGAGAGUCUUGCUGUCACAUUUGAAGAAGUAAAGAAAGUUCAUGAAAUGAUAUCUGACGGACUCAGUGCAGGGACCCUUCAAGUUCAGGUAAAAAAUUGUUAAAAUUGGCAAAAACGACAGCAAAUUCCCAACUUGGCUGUGGUGAAUGAAAAGCUUUGUACAACGUGUAUACUAAAGAGAUGUUCCUUUUUUUUUCACUUUGUGCCCCUCUUUCAGACCUCAUCUGAUGGAAACUGUCCAAAAGACAGCAAAAAGAAGAAAAUAAAACUAGGAUGAAUGAAGACAUGGCAGCUUAAACAAAAUAUUAAUUAUUUCAUAUUAAUAAGCAUCAGGAUGACAGUGGUACUACGCUGAAGGUCUGAUUUUUUAAGAAAAAAAAUAGCCAUCCUUGAAGACCCAGGAAUUAUUUUAGAAUUUACUAAUUCUGGUGGACCAGAAAAAUCAGAAGUGCAGAAUUCAAACACUACUGAAAUUGGUUUGGUAUGAUAGGGUGCCCAAGGGAUCACCCAUUCCUCUUGCAAACUUUGCAACUUGCAACGAUUUUGCACUCAAAUAACCAUCUGUUAUUUGGACAGCUGCACCUUGGAUCUUCAAAGAUCCACACACUUGUUGAAUGAACAGUGGCAUCAGGAUGUGAACUAAGCUAGAGUUAAGCCCUAGCCCUAUGCCCAAGGGUACUGGAGCUAUGCUGUACUUUUAUUUGCUCAGAAUU